This is a messenger RNA of Cordyceps fumosorosea ARSEF 2679, 591 nucleotides long. Its product is annotated as 60S ribosomal subunit assembly/export protein LOC1. The transcript has 2 exons. Gene Ontology annotation, cellular component: preribosome, large subunit precursor; nucleolus. Gene Ontology annotation, molecular function: mRNA binding. Gene Ontology annotation, biological process: ribosomal large subunit biogenesis; intracellular mRNA localization. Lineage: Eukaryota; Fungi; Ascomycota; Sordariomycetes; Hypocreales; Cordycipitaceae. The record is from RefSeq and is a predicted model, not a curated record. Bases 1 to 591 code for a protein of 196 amino acids.
AUGGCGCCCAGUCGUACGCGUACCAUGAAAAAUAAGCACGCCGCGCCCAAGGGUGCCGGCGGCAAGGGUGGCAAAGGCGGCAAGCGCUCCGACACCGACGGCGUCUCCAAGCCCAAAAAGUCCAAGGGCGGCCCCGUCACCUCCAAGCAGGUCAAGGACAAGACAGUCAGCGCGCUCUUUAAGAAGCCCAAGCAAAAAACCUACACUGAGGCCGAGCUCGGCAUCCCCACGCUCAACACGGUCACGCCCAUCGGCGUCGUCAAGCCCAAGGGCAAGAAGAAGGGCAAGGUCUUUGUCGACGAUCGGGAAAGCAUGAACACCAUCCUCUCCAUCGUUCAGGCCGAAAAGAACGGUCAGAUCGAGUCUAAGAUGAUCAAGGCCCGCCAGAUGGAGGAGAUCCGCGAGGCACGACGAGUCGAAGCCGAGAAGAAGGAGGGAGAGAGGCAGACGCGAUUGGAGGAUGUCAAGGACUCGCUACGACGCAAGCGAAAGAAGAAGACGUCCGAAAUAGACGACGAGAGUGUCAAGGAGCUUCUCUCCUCCGGCAGCAAGGCCAAGAAGGCCUCCAAGAAGAAGGUUGCCUUUGCAUAG